CAGAGUUAUAAAUAUUUAAUAUCUCAUCCAUCAAUCGCACUUUUACUGUCGUCAUCGAACCUAGUGAUCCUCACGGCAUCUUGCUUAUUAAGCAGUUCAAAAAAAAAAUGAAGCUCUUCGCUCUUCUCGCACUCACUGCUUCCUUUGGCAUGGCCAGCGCCUCUAAUGCCUAUCUGAGCAACCGGCAGGACUUUCCUGAUGACCAACAAUGCGUUCAAGUCGGCGAAUACUGUUGCACAUGGGAGGGCUGUGCGGACUGCUGCAGCAACCUUUUGACGAAGUGUGACUUGAGCAUCGAUGCUGCACAGGGCAAGUGUGUGUGGGAUAUUUAAGAGAUGUUAUGCAUCCUGGACACCUGUAAAAAGAGGUGUAUCAGACCAGAGCUUUGGUUAUCGGGUAUUGGGAUGUGUGCAGUUUUAGUCUUGUCUAUAUAGUAUAUCAAAGAGACCUACUCACUUUGAGGAGUAAAAUUGGCCAAC
This is a messenger RNA of Aspergillus eucalypticola CBS 122712, 479 nucleotides long. RefSeq lists its product as uncharacterized. The record is from RefSeq and is a predicted model, not a curated record. The coding region runs from base 108 to 332 and encodes 74 amino acids. The transcript is spliced from 3 exons. Lineage: Eukaryota; Fungi; Ascomycota; Eurotiomycetes; Eurotiales; Aspergillaceae.